AAUUCUGUGACAUUAUAUCUUAAACAUUAAAAGAUUUCAGAUGUUCAAAAUGACACGAAUCCAGGAGAGAAAUGUUGCAGUAGUUGAAAUAACGAAUUUAUAAUAUCAGUCUAGAUAAUUGUACUAAAUGAACAAUAUAAAUCUUUUAGCAUCAAACAUUUUAAAGAUUUGAAUUACCUGUUAAACACUUAAAAAAUAUAUAGUAAUUUUGAAAAAUAUAAUAAAUUUUCGUCCUAAUUAAAUAAUAUAUUCGUACAAGAGUUUAAAAAUAUUGAUACAGAAAUUUUAGAAAACUUUUAUUAUAAUGAUUUUAACAAUUUUAAUGGGCAAUGUUGUUAUUUUAAUGAUAGCGGUUGUAUAUAUAUUAAUAACUGCUCUGACUUUUUUAUUCAACAUUACGAUAAAUAUCAGAAAAAUAUUAAAAACUUUUUUUGUAAAGAAUUAAACAAUUUUAAAAAAGCAUAUAAUAAUUAAAUGAGUAAUGUAACAUCUUUUCCUGGUGUACCACAAAUUUUACCACCUCCAAGAAUAAAUUAUGUAUUUGUUGCCAGUUUAACAAAAGCUGCAGUAUUACUAACAACUUUCACCUUAUUUUUUUUAUAUAAGGUUAAUUAAAAUUUUAAUUAAUAAUGUGAAUAAUGUAUAACAAUACGUAUAAUUCAUUUUCGCACGAAGUUAUCAAAAAAGAAAAUAAAGCUUUUAAGUACAUAUAUAUGUUUUUUUUUCAUAUAUAUUUGUCCAAUGAAAUCAUAUCUACGUAUUCGUUUAAAAAAAAUAAAAUAAAAUAAACUUAAAAAAGUUGAAAUAUAAACAACAGAAUUCCUACAAAACAUCCAUAAUGGACAAAAUAUAAAUUAUGAAAGAAGUUUACAUAAUAUAUGCUAUCAG
Molecule: messenger RNA, 888 nt
Organism: Plasmodium malariae
Lineage: Eukaryota; Apicomplexa; Aconoidasida; Haemosporida; Plasmodiidae
Source: the annotation of a RefSeq genome assembly